UGAUUGUAUCCGCAGUAUUUCUCAUCAUAUCAAUAUGUCUCCUUGGAUUCACAUUAGCAUUUACUCCGAUAAUUGGAAUGGCUUUUUUUUCAAUUUCACUUUCAUUAGGACAAGUAGCAUCAUUGACGUCAAUAUUAAUACUAUUACCUUUAGAUUAUAUUGGUACCGCAUUAGGGAUAUAUAAAUCAAGUUCAAAUAUUGGAUUAACAAUUUAUGAUAUAAUUGUAGGAUUAUUACAAGAUUUGGACAAAGGCAACUACGAUAUGGUAAUGAUAUUUUAUGUGAUCAGUAGUAUAAUAGCUAUAAUAGUAACCAUCAGCUUAUUCUUUGUGUCAAAAAAUUGGUGCGAUUGUGUAAUGGAUAUGAAGAAGAAUGAAAGGAAAGAUUAUUAUGAGAAAAAACCUGUUAGACUUGAUGAAAAACGCGGAUUUGUCGAAGAGAUAUUGACAAUUCAACUCAAAAAUAAAGAUAUUGGUCAUCAAUGA
This is a messenger RNA of Funneliformis mosseae, 485 nucleotides long. NCBI's taxonomy places the organism in Eukaryota, Fungi, Glomeromycota, Glomeromycetes, Glomerales, Glomeraceae. The record is from the annotation of a GenBank genome assembly.